GGCGACUCCGGCGCCUCGCGCGCAAGUAACCGGACCGCGCCGGCGGAGCGUCCGGCGCUCAGCAACUUGAGGCCGCCCAGCCGCGUGGACGGCAUGGUGGGCGACGACCCGUACAACCCUUACAAGUACUCCGACGACAACCCCUAUUACAAUUACUACGACACGUACGAAAGGCCCCGGCCUGGGAGCAGGUACCGGCCUGGCUAUGGCACCGGCUACUUCCAGUACGGUCUCCCGGACCUGGUGCCGGAUCCCUAUUACAUCCAGGCGUCCACAUACGUGCAAAAGAUGUCCAUGUACAACCUGAGGUGCGCUGCGGAGGAAAACUGCUUGGCCAGCUCAGCAUACAGGGCUGAUGUCAGAGACUAUGAUCACAGGGUGCUGCUGAGAUUUCCCCAAAGAGUAAAAAAUCAAGGAACAUCAGAUUUCUUACCAAGUCGACCACGAUAUUCCUGGGAAUGGCACAGUUGUCACCAACAUUACCACAGCAUGGAUGAAUUCAGCCACUACGACCUGCUUGAUGCCAACACCCAGAGGAGAGUGGCUGAAGGCCACAAAGCAAGCUUCUGUCUUGAGGACACAUCCUGUGACUAUGGCUACCACAGGCGAUUUGCAUGUACUGCACACACGCAGGGGUUGAGUCCUGGUUGUUACGAUACUUACAAUGCAGACAUAGACUGCCAGUGGAUCGAUAUUACAGAUGUAGCGCCUGGAAACUACAUUCUAAAGGUCAGCGUGAACCCCAGCUACCUGGUGCCCGAGUCGGACUAUUCCAACAAUGUCGUGCGCUGUGACAUUCGCUACACAGGACAUCAUGCGUAUGCCUCUGGCUGCACAAUUUCACCGUAUUAAAAAGCAAGCCAAGACUCCCAAUGGAUAAAUCAGUGCCUGGUGUUCUGAAGUGGGGAAAAAUAGAUUAACUUCAGUAGGAUUUAUGUGCUUUGAAAAAGAGAACAGAAAACAACAAAGGAAUUUUUGUUUGGACCUUUUUAUAACUAAGCACAGAACUGGAUUUUGAACAUUUAAAUUGACAUUAUUUGGAAAAACUUUAAUAUUAUUAUUCACAUUAUUUUGUGAAUUAGCAUAUUUCAAUUCUGUAGCUGGCACACUUGGCUCUCUCAAAGAAAUCCAAAUUUCUUACGCGCUUUUUCAAAUCAUAAUACAGAAAGGAAAACCAUAUUUCAAUGAAUGAGCCAAAAUUAGUUUGAACUGGGAAUUUUCUGAAGUGCUGUCACUUCAGUGAACCACCGUAAGAACUGGCUUAUAUAUGUCCUGGCAUAGGUUACUUUAGAAACGGGGCUCCUACUGUUUAAGUAGGUAUGGACACAUUUGGUGCUGAGGAAGGAAUAAACACAUUACCAUUGGUGUCAAGAAAUAUUACUAUAUAGCAGAGAAAUGGCAGUAUAUGUAUUCAGAUAGUUACAUCCCUAUAUAAAAUUUAUGUUUACAUUUUUAAAUUAGUAGGUAAACUACUUUCUUUCUGUCAAGUGUACAAUUUCAUUCUGACUUAAGUCAGCUUUUGUUUUGGAACAAAUUAAGUAAUUGAGCUGCCCAACCGUUCCCUGACAUUUGUUGAUACUCCCCUCUAAUCUUUAAUUUUCCUACGGGCAGAGGCCUUUUAAGUGGCAUCUUUAAACUACCAUUUUGGGGACUGGUAUACAUAGGACAGCUGUGUCAAUGGGAAGUUAUUCUGAUGACAAAUGUGGUACAUUCAAAGAUAAUGCAUAAUUAAGUAUAUUUAAGUAUUAGCCAAAAAAAUUUCUUAGUGACAUCAAAUAAAAUCAUACGGACAAGUCCCUCAAACCACAACUGUCUCAAAUACUUUUAAAAAAUUAAUGAAAAACAUCUUAGAAUUUUUCUAAUUUUCUACAUGUUUUAAAAAAUGUUCAGCUCUAAAAAGAAGAAUGCUAAAAACUUUUAAGUUAUUCAGAAUAGAUGACAUAAUAUGUAUAGAUACAGGAACCUUAUCCUACGUCAUCCAGGAAUCAGUCAUACAUGUUUGUGUGUGUGUGUGCAUGUCUGAAAUAUAAUCCAAUUAGCAAAGCACACAGCAUUACAUACUUGAGGGGUUGGUGAAUAAGGGAGGAAAAAAAUACUUUCGGCAACACCAAGGAGUGUGCUGCAUGAUGAGACAGCUGUGAUUUUAUUUUAAACUGUGAAAGUAUGUGCCACAACCGAAUUUGGAGAUUUUCUCUUUUUCCUAGAUUCAAAAGGUGCAGAAAGAAAUCAAGUUACAUUUU
Miniopterus natalensis is the source of this 2240-nucleotide messenger RNA. It is a transcript of the gene LOX, whose product is annotated as lysyl oxidase. The record is from RefSeq and is a predicted model, not a curated record. Gene Ontology annotation, molecular function: copper ion binding; protein-lysine 6-oxidase activity. Gene Ontology annotation, biological process: collagen fibril organization; peptidyl-lysine oxidation. Lineage: Eukaryota; Metazoa; Chordata; Mammalia; Chiroptera; Miniopteridae.